This is a messenger RNA of Pocillopora verrucosa, 2201 nucleotides long. Its product is annotated as adenosine receptor A2a-like. Lineage: Eukaryota; Metazoa; Cnidaria; Anthozoa; Scleractinia; Pocilloporidae. Gene Ontology annotation, biological process: chemical synaptic transmission; G protein-coupled receptor signaling pathway, coupled to cyclic nucleotide second messenger. The record is from RefSeq and is a predicted model, not a curated record. Gene Ontology annotation, cellular component: plasma membrane; dendrite. Gene Ontology annotation, molecular function: neurotransmitter receptor activity; G protein-coupled serotonin receptor activity.
CCUGUCAAACAAUUACAAAGAUUUGCAUAAAGAUGUAUUCAGGCUAAGUGCUGGUUCAAUUGGAAGAAAGACCCAUUAGGACCGAGACAGAAGAAGCAAAGGUUCAUUCAAUCGUAGGGCGAUAAAACAAAUUACAAUGGCGAGACAAAAUUUCUCUAAUGAAACAGACGAUGACUAUGAAGAGGAUUUUGCAGGAGUUUUUGAUGCACGUUAUCACAUUCCUCCAAUUGCUGUCGCCAUUGUCAUCAUUGGAUUAAAUGGAUUGGUUUUGUACCUGGUAAAGACACGACCCAACCUCCAAUCAAGCAUGAACUUUUUGCUAUGUAGCCUGGCCCUGUCAGAUCUAUUGACAGGGUCACUGAGCAUACCACUUCACGUUGGCUGUGAUGUCACCUGGAAAACCAAGAUUUGUGUGGCUUCGCAGCUGUUUAUGAGAUUUACAUCAGUUUCCACGGUGAUGCACCUUCUUGCCAUUACAAUGGACCGCUACCUAGGCAUCAAACACGCACUUCGUUACAACGCUCUGGUCACAAAGUACAGAGUAAUUGUAACUUCAGUCUUAAUAUGGAGUUCUUCAAUAUUUUCAUCGCUGAUACAGCUUGCUUGGAUUAACUACGGACGCGAUGACGUCGAUGAAGAAGACGAAGACCUUACUAAGCAUGAGAUCCGUUACGACGUCACUAAUCUUGUACUUUAUGUUGCGAUUCCAUUCGUGGUCAUGACCAUCGUGUAUAUCAACAUCUUUAUUGAAAUAUUGCGUCAAUACCGCAAUAUCAAACAAUAUAAUUCUCCCGGAUGGACUGAGACAAAGAAAAGGACUCACCACGAAUGGAAGGCAGUAGCUAUUUUCUCCAUCAUGUUGUUAGUCUUCAUCAUUUGUUGGCUGCCAUUUUUUACCACUCGAUUGCAGCACAACUUGGGAAAGAAGUUAUUUGAACUUCCACUCUCGUCAGAGUACAUUUUCGUAUAUCUGAGGUUUUUCACGUCUUUUUUCAAUCCUUGUAUGUAUAUUUUUGGUAAAAGAGACUUUCGCCAGGCUCUAAGUCUCUCAAGGAGGGGUUUGUUUACGCGGUUUCACUCCUCCUCGUAUCAUUCAUCUCUGAAGACAACUAUGGUGUAGAUGGGCUCAUAAAACAUCCCAUACUGAUAUCAUUGUGAUGCGAAAUCAUUCUAUUUCCGAUGGUAGAAAGUUGCAAAAACUAAAUACGGGAAAGACUGAUUUGGAAAGCUUACUGUGUUCACUUUGAAACCUUGGCACAAUUUCCCACAUUUUUCAAGUUCCGUCCUCCUGAGAAAUGGGUGAGCACAGGUUCAUUUCCCGAACAGCAGCUGGUAAUCGAGCCUAUUUAUGACCAAAAGCAAUCAACCAGUUUCUAACAUUCUCUGAAUUUAUUCCCUUUUUGUCAAAUAGAAACGGCUCGUUGGACCAGAGAUGGAAUCAUUAGAAAGUAAAGGAGAUAUAAAUAUCAGAAAAUUGUGCAUUCUAUUGGUGGGUUUCCUCUUUCUAACAAACAUUUUCGAUAACCAACGUUACCGCUGACUGAUUUACUUUUCACAGAAAUGAUUAAAAAUUAAUUUCUCUCACAAUUCCAAUGCAUUAGCCAGUGAAAAAAAAAUUAGCCAGUAGGUUAGGAAACCAGAGAGAUGUUUUUUCGUCAGAGGUUUCGGAGCGAUCACGCACAACGUUCAACGUUCAAAUGGGAACCUCCCACCAACCUAUCCAUUCAGAAUUAGUGAUACAAACAAACAAACAAACAGAUAAAGUAUAAGUGAGGCUAAGGAGUCUCCAACACACGUUAUAGCAUUGUUGUUGUUUACCUUGAGUUUUUGUUUUAUUGUUUCCAAGUUCAGUAUCUCCACUCCUCCUUGUAUAUGGAGAACAUGUUUGCCCCCCAUAUGCACCAUAUCUGAGCUACGUAGUUAUAACGUAACAUAAGCCCAGUUAGCACUGUGCUGAGACAGUAAUCAAGGUUGUGAUAAAUUAUUUAUGUAUUUUUAUUAUCACCGUGUGAUUCCAGUUGUUAAGUACUCUUAUGGAGUAGUUCUUGGCUGGUAUGAUGUGUGCUUUGUCUAAAACGAGACUAAGAGUGUAGUGUUUAGAGUGCUUGCCAGAAAAUUCUUAAAGGUAAGAAAAAAAAAACAAAAAAAAAAAAAAAAACGCAAAACCCAAAACCGUCGCUUCGUAUCAGCCACGAACUGAU